CGGUUUAGGUAGACUAGUGAAAACAUUCUGAGUGAUUGCUUGGACGUGUUGAGACGCAGCCGGGGCGCCCCACACAGAAGGCACCGUCCAAUCGGCUCCAGCCGCCUUUGGGUCUUCAAAUUUCCACUGGGUCCUUCGUGAAUGAUGAUAUCAGUAUUUCUGUAAGUACCAACAUCUCAAACUCGAGUUCCCUGGCGAUCAAGGUGCAAUUAAUUAGUUGCAAAGAGAUGAAAUAAACGUCCAGGGGUAAUCAGAAGUUGCGGCGAUGCGUUACGGUGAUCUUCUCAUCGAUUUGGCGGCUGUCUUCAAAGCUUCCCGCAACGUCGCGUCUAGACAUGUGGAACUGCGAGGGAGGCAGCUGGAUCGGUAUGGCAGGACGUCAAGCAUAGUGCGGUCGCUGAAGGGCCAAGAUCCCUCGGGGUCAGGACAUGCUGGAGCCACAGCACCAUCACCGGGAGCUACACAACCAGGUGUAAAUCCGUCGCAAGCUGCAGCGGCCAACACAGAAGUGCCGGCAGCUCAACCUCCCGGAUAUGACCCCGGGUUUCCAAAACCGAUCCAUGAGACGCCAUUAUCAGAAAGAAGCGACAGAUACAGGGAGCUGGUCCAGGGAUCGUCGAAACAACCCAUACCUGAAGUACCGCUUACGCAGUCUGACCAAGGACGACCAGGGUUUCAGCCGGCAAGCCCUAAGGAUGCCGCAUUGCAUGCAAGUCUGAAUGAAUCAUUUAGCAGCAGCCAUCAACCGGAAUCGCCAAGGCCUUCGAUAGCAGUUGACGGUGUUCCGGAAGGGGUAGACGUUGAUAACAUUUUUCAUUCGAAGCGUGCGGCUUCGCUGCUGGAUGGACACAAGGACUACCUAGGGAAAAUCCGCCCUACAGCCCCAACGUCAAAGCCAAGCUGGUUCAAGGAUUUUGGUCAUGACAAGAAGGAUAACCAACCGGUGCCUUCCGUACCAGCGGAACCAGCGACACCACCAUACGAAGCACACACAGAAGCUCGUCUGGUCAAAGAGGACAUCAAACCGGUUGAGAGUACUUUUGAGUCGGUGGACACGAAAUUGGAAGAAAGUUCUAGUCCAGUCAAUAUCGAAAAAGAUGCAGCAGUACCUACGGUCACUUCGCUGGAGACGCCCAAGGUAGAAUAUAUCCCCGAACCAAAAGGUCAGGGGGAGGAGCUAGAGCACACCGAUAUGGUGAAAGACGUCCUAGCCCAAGCCGAAGCUACGUCUGCCCCAGAAGCAGACGUCACAUCUGCCAUCAAUCCUACAGAGCCCGCAUCAAAGCCCGCAUACGUCCUGCGAGAAUCAAAGGUGCCGUCGACUCGUCUCGGCCGAAUGUGGAACUAUGGCGGUCUCGCCGCAGGAAUGCUCGGCGGCGCCAUUACUGAAGGACUCAGCCGCGGGUUUGGAGGAGGCUCUAGCCAAGGCUCCGUUCUGCUCAGCUCCGGGAACAUGGAACGCCUCGUGGCCAAGCUGUCCCGCAUGCGUGGCGCGGCCCUGAAGCUGGGCCAGAUGAUGUCCUUCCAGGAUUCCAAGAUGUUACCCGCGCCGAUUCAGGAGGUCCUGCAGCGGGUCCAAGACCGUGCCGAUUACAUGCCGGCAUGGCAGCGCGAUCGCGUGCUUACCGCAAGCUUGGGUGCCGAGUGGCGGGACCUGUACUCCGAUUUUGAAGAGACGCCGAUCGCCGCGGCCUCGAUCGGACAGGUGCACCGUGCCACGCUCAAGUCGGGCGAAAAGGUGGCCGUCAAGAUCCAGUUCCCCGGCGUCGCCGACUCCAUCAACUCGGAUCUGGACAACCUGUCGAUGCUCCUGAUGGCGACCAAGAUGCUGCCCCGUGGCCUGUACCUCAACAAGACCAUCGACAACGCGCGCACGGAGCUCGGCUGGGAAUGUGACUACGAGCGCGAGGCCAAGUGCGCACAGCAGUAUCGCGAGCUCUUGGCCAGCGAAGAGGACGUCUUUGUCGUCCCCAGAGUCUACCCCGAAGCCUGCGGGAAGCACGUCCUGACCAUGGAGUUCAUGGAGGGCAUCGGCGUGACAAGGGUCACGUCGUUCACCCAGGAACAGCGCGACUGGAUCGGCACGCAGAUACUCAGAUUGUGCCUGCGGGAGAUCACCGAGUUCAAGUUCAUGCAGACGGAUCCGAACUGGACGAAUUUCCUGUACAACGCGGAGACGGAGAAGCUCGAGCUCCUCGACUUCGGGGCGUCGAGAGAGUAUCCCGAGGAGUUCGUCACGCAGUAUGUCAACCUCCUAGCCGCCGCGGCCCGAACAGAUCGCGUGACGGUCAAGGACCUAAGCGAGAAGCUGGGCUACUUGACCGGACACGAGAGCAGAGCCAUGGUGGACGCUCACCUGGCCAGCGUUCUGACCCUGGCGGAACCGUUCCUGCAAAGCGCCCCCGACGUGUACGAUUUCGAGGACCAGACCAUCACGGAGAGGGUGAAGGCGCUGAUCCCCGUCAUGAUUCGGGAGAGACUGGCGCCACCGCCGGAGGAGACAUAUAGUCUUCACCGUAAGCUGAGUGGUGCUUUCCUGCUUUGCGCCAAACUGGGCAGCAAGGUUAGAUGCAAGGAGAUGUUUGAAAGGGCUUUGGAGAAAACCGCUCUGGAUGUCCAGAGGUAAUGUGUAUCAUACUUGGGAAACGGGGAAGAGAGGAUUGUAUCACCACUUUGUGUAUAUACGAAAGAUCCCAUCAUAGACAGAGAAGGCAUACUAGAG
This is a messenger RNA of Truncatella angustata, 2722 nucleotides long. Its product is annotated as ABC1 family-domain-containing protein. The transcript has a single exon. Bases 266 to 2626 code for a protein of 786 amino acids. Gene Ontology annotation, molecular function: kinase activity. The record is from RefSeq and is a predicted model, not a curated record. Lineage: Eukaryota; Fungi; Ascomycota; Sordariomycetes; Amphisphaeriales; Sporocadaceae. Gene Ontology annotation, cellular component: extrinsic component of mitochondrial inner membrane. Gene Ontology annotation, biological process: ubiquinone biosynthetic process.